Molecule: messenger RNA, 1823 nt
Organism: Amborella trichopoda
Lineage: Eukaryota; Viridiplantae; Streptophyta; Magnoliopsida; Amborellales; Amborellaceae
Product: monogalactosyldiacylglycerol synthase 2, chloroplastic
Biological process (GO): glycolipid biosynthetic process
Molecular function (GO): hexosyltransferase activity
Source: RefSeq, a predicted model, not a curated record
UGACAAGAGAGAGCGGGGACCUCUCGAUUUCGUGUCAAGAGAAUCUCUUUCUCUCUCUAAAGUUUCUCUCUCCUCUCCGUUCUUUCUCUCUCUUCUUUGCAUUCUCUCUCUCUCUUGCCGCUGUUUCGCGGCAAGAGUAGGCGGUUUUGCGGCAAGAGUUGGCGGUUUCCCUGUGAUUUUUAAGGGAGAACGGCGGUUCUCCGGCGACAUAGUGGUUUGGUCUUGUGGGUUUAUUCAGUUUUUAGGUAGGAAGCGGCUGCACAGAAAAAAUACAUGAAGAGGAAAGCAAGAUGGUUAUGACAGUGAUUUCGCCGAGGAGAUCGAUAACGGAAAAGGUGCUUCAAAGCCUCUCUCUUUCUCCUCGUAGUAGUAGCAGGUGCUCAUAUGGCGUGCUCGAAGAAGAGAGAGGAACGGAGCUCACGCAGCUGGGAGCCGAACGAACGAAGACUGUUCUCAUUCUAAUGAGUGACACAGGCGGUGGCCAUCGAGCUUCAGCUGAGGCCAUUCGAGAUGCCUUCUAUCAUGAAUAUGGAGAUGAUUACAGAGUCCUCGUAAAGGAUGUGUGGAAAGAACAUACAGGUUGGCCUCUGAAUGAUAUGGAGAGGUCUUAUAAGUUCAUGGUGAAGCAUGUACAGCUAUGGAAGGUUGCCUUUCAUGGAACCUCCCCAAGUUGGGUCCACUGUGUUUAUCUUGCAGCUCUAGCAGCAUAUUAUGCAAAAAAGGUGGAGGCUGGUCUAAUGAAGUACAAGCCUGAUAUAAUCAUAAGUGUUCACCCUCUCAUGCAGCAUAUUCCCCUUUGGGUGCUCAAAUGGCAGGAACUCCAUAAGAAAGUAGUUUUUGUCACAGUCAUUACAGAUCUCAACACCUGCCACCCUACAUGGUUCAACACAAGUGUGACCAGAUGCUACUGCCCUUCAGAGGAGGUGGCCAAGAGGGCAUUGCUCAAAGGCCUUGAGUCCGAUCAGGUCCGAGUCUUCGGCCUCCCCAUUCGCCCUUCUUUCUGCAGGCCCCUCCUCUCCAAGGAAGAGUUGAGAGAGGAGUUGGAGAUGGACAUGGCUUUGCCUGCUGUUUUGCUCAUGGGAGGGGGAGAAGGGAUGGGCCCUGUUAAGAAAACAGCAAAAGCUCUUGGAGAUGCUCUCUUUGAUCAAUCUCUCUCUAGACCCAUUGGCCAAAUUGUCAUAAUAUGUGGUCGAAACCAGAUGCUUGCUUCUGCUUUACAAGCAUUUGAAUGGAAAGUGCCUGUGAAGAUAAGGGGGUUUGAGACCCAAAUGGAGAAAUGGAUGGGAGCUUGUGAUUGCAUAAUAACAAAGGCAGGGCCAGGUACAAUUGCUGAGGCUCUCGUAAGAGGACUCCCUAUUAUCCUCAACGAUUUCAUUCCUGGACAGGAAGUCGGCAAUGUGCCCUACGUUGUCGAGAACGGCGCUGGGGUGUUCUCAAAGAGUCCCAAGGACACCGCCAACACUGUUGGAGAGUGGUUCGGGCCCAAGGUGGAGGAGCUAAUGCAGAUGUCUGAGUGCGCACGGCGCUUGGCGCAGCCAGAUGCCGUGUUCAACAUCGUGCGAGACAUCGAUGACUUGGCACGCAAACGUGGGCCCAUGUCAUCGCUUACGUACUCUUCUAUGACCUCCUCAUUCGCUUCUAUCCCCAUUUAGGGGGCUCGCACUCUCAUUCUCAUCCCCUCCUCUCAUUUGAUCACCAUUAGGCCCUCAGCUUCGCUGGUUAACCGGCACUGUGUGCAUAAUUGGCACGUGUGACAUGUAAAGUAAGAGUGUAAUUCUUUUCAUUUAGAGUCAUUUGCAAUAAAAUUUAAUUUUUUUUCGAAA